AUGAAGCUUUCGCCUGCCUAUGGUGUUGCCUUGUUGGCAGCACAGGCAGCUGGAGCAGCUAUCAAACAUCGGCUCAAUGGCUUAACUCUAACAGAGCACUCGGAUCCCGUCAAACGGGAUUUGUUGCAGGAAUACAUCACCUGGGAUGACAAGUCUCUUUUCAUCAAAGGAGAGAGAAUUAUGAUAUUCAGCGGCGAAUUCCAUCCAUACCGACUGCCGGUGAGAGAAUUGCAGCUCGAUAUUUUCCAGAAAGUCAAAGCUCUGGGAUUUAAUUGCGUCUCGUUCUACGUCGACUGGGCCCUAGUCGAAGGAAAACCGGGAGAGUAUAGAGCCGAUGGUAUCUUUGACCUGGAGCCGUUCUUUGAUGCGGCUUCAGAAGCAGGCAUCUACCUGCUUGCCCGUCCUGGUCCAUACAUCAACGCAGAGAGCUCAGGUGGUGGAUUCCCAGGAUGGCUACAAAGGGUGAACGGCACUCUUCGCACGAGUGCUAAGUCAUACCUGGACGCUACCGAUAACUACGUUGCCAAUACGGCUGCUACUAUUGCCAAGUAUCAGAUCACCAAUGGCGGGCCAAUCAUCCUUUAUCAGCCCGAAAAUGAGUACACGUCUAGCUGCUGCGGGGUCGAAUUCCCUAACGCGGACUACAUGCAAUACGUCGAAGACCAGGCUCGCAACGCUGGUGUUGUGAUCCCGCUUAUUAACAACGAUGCUUCUCCUGACGGAAAUAAUGCUCCUGGGACCGGGAAAGGCGCGGUCAAUAUCUACGGUCACGACAGCUACCCACUUGGAUUCGACUGCGCCAAUCCAACUGUGUGGCCCUCAGGUGACCUACCUACGGAUUUCCGUACGCUACAUCUCGAGCAGAGCCCAACGACACCGUACUCGAUAGUUGAGUUCCAAGGCGGCUCAUACGACCCGUGGGGAGGCCCUGGUUUUGCUGCGUGCGCCGAUCUCCUCAACGAAGAGUUUGAAAGAGUGUUUUACAAGAAUGACUUCAGCUUUCAGGUUGCCAUAAUGAACCUGUAUAUGAUCUUUGGUGGAACCAACUGGGGCAACGUUGGUUAUCCCGAAGGAUACACCUCCUACGAUUAUGGCUCAGCUAUAACCGAAAGUCGCAACAUCACCCGGACUAAAUACAGUGAACUUAAACUUAUUGGGAAUUUCAUGAAGGUUUCCCCAUCUUAUCUCACCGCUAGCCCUGGCAGCCUGACAACAUCCGGAUAUGCUGAUACUGCUGAUUUAACCGUCACACCCCUUCUCGGGAAUGGCACUGGGUCAUAUUUCGUCAUCAGGCACUCAGAUUACAGUAGCGAAGAUUCUACCUCCUACACAAUCACUCUGCCGACCAGUGCUGGUACCCUGACUAUUCCUCAGCUAGGAGGUACCCUGACUUUGAACGGACGCGACUCGAAGAUCCACGUGGCUGACUACAAUGUCUCCGGAACAAAGAUUAUCUACUCCACUGCCGAAGUUUUUACCUGGAAGAAAUUCACUGACAGCAAGGUCCUCGUUCUCUAUGGCGGAUCUGGCGAGCACCACGAGCUAUCUAUCGCAAGCAGGUCAAAUGUAACUGUUGUCGAAGGAUCCGAAUCGGGAAUCACCUCGAAGCAGACCGGGAGUUCGGUUGUGGUUGGCUGGGAUGUAUCUGCCACUCGUCGUAUCAUACAGGUUGGCGACCUCAAAGUGCUCCUUCUUGACAGGGAAUCUGCUUACAACUACUGGGUGCCCCAACUUGCUACGGAUGGCACCUCACCUGGUUUCAGCUCGCAAGAAACAGUUGCUUCAUCUAUCAUUGUCAAUGCAGGCUAUCUUGUCAGAACUGCCUAUUUGAAGGAUGAUGGUCUAUACCUUACCGCAGAUUUCAACGCUACAACUACGGUUGAGAUAUUUGGCGCUCCGUCCACUGCUCAGAGUCUAUACAUCAACGGCGAUAAGACGACAUAUACUAUUGAUAAGAACGGCAUUUGGACCGCUGAGGUAAAAUACAGCGCCCCUGACAUCUCAAUUCCCAGCCUGGAGAGCCUGGAAUGGAAAUACCUGGACACUCUCCCUGAGAUUCAGUCCUCGUACGAUGAUUCUCUCUGGCCGGCUGCCGAUCUCGCCCAUACCUGGAAUACCUUCCGGGCCCUUGACACGCCUACUUCUCUGUACUCGUCUGAUUACGGAUUCCACACUGGCUAUCUGCUCUACCGUGGACAUUUUGUCGCCACUGGCAACGAGAGCACUUUCUUUGUGGACCCGCAAGGUGGUUCAGCUUUCGGAUUUUCUGCCUGGCUGAACGGAACCUAUCUGGGAUCUUGGACUGGCCUUGCUGAAAACUCAGAUUACAAUGCGACUUUCACGCUGCCUUCGAUUCAGGCAGGCAAGUCAUAUGUGAUCACGAUAGUUAUCGACAACUUGGGUCUCGAGGAGAACUGGACUGUUGGUGAAGAACUGAUGAAGACCCCCCGCGGUAUCUUGAACUACCAGCUUUCUGGCCGUUCGGAUAGUGCGAUCAGCUGGAAGUUGACGGGAAACCUUGGAGGUGAAGACUACGAGGAUAAGGUCCGAGGUCCUCUCAACGAGGGUGGUCUCUACGCUGAACGCCAGGGCUUCCAUCAACCCGAGCCUCCCAGCCAAGACUGGAAGUCUUCUAGCCCUCUUGACGGUCUCUCCGAGCCAGGAAUCGGCUUCUACAGCGCCCAGCUAGACCUUGAAUUACCGACCGGCUGGGAUGUGCCGCUGUAUUUCAACAUCGGAAACAGCACCACCCCAUCGCCCUAUCGCGUGCAGCUGUACGUGAACGGAUACCAAUAUGGCAAAUACAUCAGCAACGUCGGACCGCAGGUCAGCUUCCCUGUUCCGGAGGGCAUCCUCAACUACCGUGGAACAAAUUGGCUUGCUGUCAGUCUUUGGGCUCUGGACGAGGGCGGUGCCAAGUUGGAGAGCUUCGAAUUGACCCACACCACGCCAGUGCUGACGGCCCUGGGAACUGUGGCAUCGGUUGACCAGCCGAAAUGGACGGCAAGAGAGGGCGCAUACUAG
Aspergillus heteromorphus CBS 117.55 is the source of this 3024-nucleotide messenger RNA. Its product is annotated as glycoside hydrolase family 35 protein. The record is from RefSeq and is a predicted model, not a curated record. The coding region runs from base 1 to 3024 and encodes 1007 amino acids. Gene Ontology annotation, cellular component: vacuole. NCBI's taxonomy places the organism in Eukaryota, Fungi, Ascomycota, Eurotiomycetes, Eurotiales, Aspergillaceae. Gene Ontology annotation, biological process: carbohydrate metabolic process. Gene Ontology annotation, molecular function: beta-galactosidase activity. The transcript is spliced from 9 exons.